Molecule: messenger RNA, 1968 nt
Organism: Morchella importuna
Lineage: Eukaryota; Fungi; Ascomycota; Pezizomycetes; Pezizales; Morchellaceae
Exons: 5
Coding region: 1-1968 (655 amino acids)
Source: RefSeq, a predicted model, not a curated record
AUGGAAGAGGAGCAGGCCCAAUUUGAGCUUACUGACCCCAAUUUGACCGAUUUAGACUACAUUCUGGAGCAGGCCUUUAUCUAUGAGGGCAACAACCGCGGGCCAGCUGGAGUCUACCACUCUGGCAGCACUUUGGCAGAUAUACUCGCGGUGCAGAUAGACGACCUUCGAAACCGACUUUUCAAACUAGAGGAGAUAAGUCAGACUAGUAAUGAAUGCCCGACGGCCACAAAGAAUGCGAAGGCUGUAGACGAUACGCCGAUUGCUAUGGAGGUUGAGAUAGAAGCGGGCCCUCCCAAAAGAUUUAAGCAUAAGAAGGGGGCGGAUGGCACAACUUCUCCCAAACGUCGUCGUACUAACCCCUUAUCAGACGUACCGGACGACGCCCAGCCGGUCGGUGGGUUAAUUGGAAAUCCGGGCGGCGGUUCGGGGACUAGAGGCGAUACACUGACUGAUGAGAAAGGAGACGGUCCCGAGGAAACUGGCACCACGCCAGCCGGCAUCCAACCAGCAAAUAAGGGCACUAAGGUGACCCGUGGUUCCAAUAAGUCCACUACAAAGUCAAGUUCGAGGGUAGUCAAGCCGAGCAAGGAGCUAUUAUCUAUCCCUCAGGAGAUUUUGAAGAUAUCCUGCUGUGAUAUCGGGGAGAAUGGGGAGCUUGGCCUUGGACUUAACGGUGGCAAUGCAGUAAAGCGGCCCAGGUUGAACCCGUUAAUGGAUAAAGAGAACGUUGUUAGUGUUGCGGUGGGUGGGGCACACGUCAUGUACCUCACAAUUGACGGCAGGGUUUUUACGCAUGGCGUUGGAGACGACGGCGCGCUAGGCCGGCACGUCCCUACGGACCAAGAAGGCGCAGACGCGAGGGAGAUUGCAGAAAAUCCUGCUGCUGUUCAGUUCCCCCAUGGGGUAAAGAUCGCUCGUAUUGCGGCUGGUGAUAGCUUCAGUAUCGCAAUUAGCACAAAGCGCCGCGUUUAUGCCUGGGGCACCUUCAGACUGGACGACGGUAGUAAAGGAUUUUCCGCGACGACACAAAUUCAAAAAGAGCCUUCUCUCAUACGUACAAUAACCAAUGUAGUCGACGUUGCUGCCGGGGCAAACUAUGUGACGUUCAUGACCGCAGAUGGCAAGGUGUGCAUAGUUGGGACUGUGCUGGGAAGCCCACCACCACAACGACGACGCUUGGCGAGGUUGGGCAGCGAACCGCGCGAUUAUGUCGGCAGCCCCACCUGGUUUAAGGGCUUGUCACCCCGCGCUAUCUUUGCUGGGGAGCGUCAUGGAUUCAUUCUCUCAUCAUCAUCAAAAGGGCAUGUACUGGCAUUUGGUUCCAAUAGUUCUGGCCAAUGUGGUAUGCGUGGAGGUAGCCAAUAUAGUGAACCGAACCUGGUGACAUCUCUUUCGGAGCAUAAGAUAGUUUCUAUAGCUGCCGGCAGUGAGCAUACGAUUAUGUUAACGAACGACAACAAUGUUUUAGCAUGUGGAGUUAACUUGUACGGCGAGCUCGGGUUGGGCGCGAGGUUCGAUGAAAUUGACGCUUCGGACAAGAUGCUAUCCCCAACACAAUUACACAAGGGUAAACCCCCUGAGUUUUUCGCUUUAGCCAAGCCGUCACCUAUAGUCAAACUUUCGGGCCACGCUAUAUCGGUCGCGUGCGGUGCUCGUCAUAGCAUCGUUACCACUAAGACUGGGCAAAUCUAUACCUUUGGACUUGGGUCGUCGUAUCAAACCGGGUUGGUUCCCAUUAAACAGUUUGCUGAGGUACGGGAUGGAAUGACGCACUAUCGUGACCUCGAUUGGCAUUGUAACCCAAUGUUGGUGCGCAACACAGUCACCACGGGAAUGUUCAUGACUGUUGCUGCGGGUGGUGCGACGUUUUCGGUCUUCGGUGGGAGGACUAUGUCGGAGGAGGAAAUCAAGGGCAUAGAACAGACGCGGAGUGAGGAGGAAAAAUCGAUUUGCGGGGCGGAUUAA